This is a messenger RNA of Paramuricea clavata, 15906 nucleotides long. The record is from the annotation of a GenBank genome assembly. Lineage: Eukaryota; Metazoa; Cnidaria; Anthozoa; Malacalcyonacea; Plexauridae.
AUGGCUGGACAACGGGGUUUAGUUGUUCCACAAAAUACGUUUCUGGAUAAUAUUAUUAAGAAGACGAAUGGCACACGUAAGUUGCAAAUUUCUCUACUUUUGUUGUGUAUUUAUUGAUCCUAGACGGUGCGGCGUCUAGUAUACUACUUAGUCCAAAUCUCCAAUUCAAUGCACAAGAUGGAAAUAAGUUUACAGUUGUAUAAUGUUGUAACUAUGUAAGUAGUUCGCAAUAAGCUGACGCCGAACAACUAUCCAAAUGUAGAAAGACGUCUUCCAAGUUUUGAGCAAAAGCACUUUGUCAGGAAUUUUAAGCCGGAUAACACGAAAUGUUUUUCAUGUACAACUUGAACAUAAAACAAUGGCUAAAAUUACUUUUAUAUACUUGCCACUUGUGAAUAUUGUUUGUUCGAACUAAAAGUUAUAAAUUCAAAUACAAUAUGCAAUUAUAGGAAAUUUUAUAUUCGACACUUUUUGCUUAUAAGCAGUAUAUAGAAUAUCUUUCACAAAGGUUUACUGGCAAAAACAGUAAAAGUUUACAUGUCUUGUAUGUCAUUGCGAAGAUCGGCUACGAAAACAGUGUUGGUUCAGUUACACAAGUAACUUUCGGCGAAAGUAAUGCGUUUGGAAGGUGUUAACUAAAUUUUGAGAUGAGCUACUUUUCACUUUGUAAAAACUAUACAGAGACAUUUCAAACAAAUUUUACGUGGAAUUGAAAUGCUUUAUAUUUACUAUAAAUUUUGAAAAAAAUUGCAAGUGAGGUUUAGGUAAUUACGUAAUCAUAGCAACGUCUACUUUUAUAAUAGUGCCCGUAAAAUUCUGCCUAAAAAACUACUGUGAUCGUGUUUUGAGUUCGGUUUUACUAGUUUCACAAGCCUCGAGAAGCUGGUUUUAAUUUCAGUUGAAAAAAUUAAGUGAGACGCUGUUUACAUUUCUUAGUAGAAAUUAAGUGUUUUGUGCAUGCAUGCUGCCAAACAAGGAACAAUGAAAUUAACAGUUAUUUUAUGGCACUAUAAUAGACGCGCAAGUAUUGAUAUUAUGAGAAUUCUGUUAGAUGAAUUUGGAAAUGUUAUAUUUGCCAUAACGCGGCAUAAGUUAUAGACUAAAACAUCAUAUGCAUGAAAUGUUUUUUCAAGAGUGGAAAAUUGUGAAAUUGGUUCAAUAAAUUCUAUUCAACAAACAUGUAAAUUUUUAAUGCAUCAUAGCCUAUAUAGUGUAACUGCAAAUUGGAUUUUCACAUUCUGCGUAUUGUCACUUAAAAGUUAAAACCGAAGUCAAAACAAAAUGUAGGAGGCAAACAUUUUUAACUAUAUAUAAGUAUAACGAUUAGUAACGGGAAGUAUGAUGAUUAAUUAAUGCAGCGUUUAUAAUUUCCUAUGUCUGUCCUUUUCAGUUGAAACGCGGCAAACGUAAUUUAUAUAUAGCUCGGCUAUCGCGCGGUUGUAGGUUUUAUCAACAAUGUUACGUUGUCCUUGACGAGCGUUUGCACAAUAAAAUGCAAAUAGAUCUUUAAAUAUGACAUUGAUUAAAAUUUAAUACCCGUAUUAUAUAAACAUAUAAAUUAUUAAUAUCCAUAACACGCAUAUAAUUUCCCUGAUAUUCGAAACUUAAUAACUGACGUCUGUGGCAAAUUAUUGUUACAGCUAACAAUUGUUGAAACAUCACGUAUCGUUUGAAAUAUUUUGGUCAAAUACAGAACAUUUGGUUUCAAUGUAUCUCUAAAUGUUUUCUGAUGUCACGGAAAAUGUAAUCGCAUCAGUUUUACUGCAUGUAGUUCUAACACCACAUGUGGUUAUGUCGUGUUGAUAGGCUAAUAUUUUUCUACUUUUGACACAGAGUUCGGCACGUUUUCGCAUAACAGCUGUUUCAGACACAUCCAUAUUCUAAGUAGUUUUUGCUCUGAACUACCUGAAAAAGAUUCGACGCGUUUUACAAGCGAAGCCCAAACCACGAGAACUUUAAUAUUGUAUAGAAUAUGAUUACAUACUGCUUAUAACAUUAGACCCCCACCGGCCCACGUUUGAAAUGUUCAAACACAAACCGCAGCAGCUUAUUUUAGAAUGCUAUACCUACACUAGGCCCCCACAUUUGAGAUUAUCUUUUAUUACCUAUAGCCUACUUCCUGAAUAGACACUUCCCUAAUUUGCUUGUGUGCACACCAAACAAUAGGCUGAAUAGCAGUUGAACUCAUGGCUAACAUGAAAUCCAUUUUAUGUUACAGUAUUUGCCAGCCUUGACUCUAUUAUUAUUAUCUCAUGGCUUCACCAAAUGAAUUUCAAACUUAAUUUAACACAUUUUCAUUGUUUAUUGCAGAUAAACAUUUUCUGCUGGCAAGCGCGCAGAUCAUGGAUUCACCCAUAGUGUACUGCAGUGAUGGUUUUACCAAAUUGACUGGAUACAAAAAAAGUCAAGUUGUCAAGAAGAAAGCAAACUGUAGUUUCAUGUAUGGGUCGCUCACGACCAAAGAUACUGUACGACUGUUGCGAAGUGCCAUCCAAGAAAAAGAAUCGGCUCAAAUUGAAAUACUUUUAUACAAAAGAGAUGGUAAGUGUUUUUAGCUCGUUAAAUUGAUGUGGUUCUAAGACCGUCUUCUGAGAGUUGUUUCAACACCACCUCUUAGUAUAAGUAAAGUUAGUUUAGUUUAGUUUAGUUUUCCUCCUGUAAUGGCACUGGAUCAAUAAGAGAUGACCUUACUGAACCUCUAGGAAGAACAGUUUAGAACUGAUAGAGUUAUCCAGUAUAAAUAAAGUUAGUUCUGAGUUUAGUUUUCCUCCUGUAAUGACACUGGAUAAAUAAGAGAUGACCAUUACUGGACUUCUAGGAAGAACAGUUUAGAACUGAUAGAGUUAUCCAGUAUAAAUAAAGUUAGUUCUGAGUUUAGUUUUCCUCCUGUAAUGACACUGGAUCAAUAAGAGAUGACCCUUACUGGACUUCUAUGGGGAGAACAGUUGAGAACUGAUAGAGUUAUCCAGUAUAAGUAAAGUUAGUUCUGAGUUUAGUUUUCCUCCUGUAAUAACACUGGAUCAAUAAGAGAUGACCCUUACUGGACUUCUAGGGAGAACAGUUUAGUACUGAUAAAGUUAGUUUAGUAUAUGUUUCUUCCUGUAUUAACACUGGAUCAAUGAAGGAUGAUUGGAUCCCUAGGGAGAACAGUAAAUUAAGAACUGAUAGAGUAAUCCAGUAUAAGUAAAGUUAGUUUAGUUUUCCUUCUGCAGUAACACUGGAUCAAUAAGAGAUGACCUUACCAACUUCUAGAAAAAACAGUUUAGGUUUCUUCCUCUAGUACUGUAACACUGUAGAGAUAAGAGAUGGUUUCCAGCCGGUUCAGAUAUCGGAAACAGAGCGUGUUUACUAUAUGGCAAAAGUGUAAAUAAUCAAGACCACAAUCACCUAUUCAUGAAUCUCUCAUAAUCUUUCUUUCAGCUACACCUUUCUGGGUGUUGUUAAAUAUCGGUCUGGUGUACAAUGAACUGGAUGAGGAUGUUUUCUUUUUACUGACAUUUCAAGACAUCUCUGAAUAUAAAGAAGCGAUCAACCCAAGCUGUAAGUAUACUGAAGCCUCGGUCAUACGAGGAUGAGAGUUGAUGAGAGUUAAUUGACAGUCACGCAUUGCUACUGGGGACAUUUCAAGCUCUAGAUUAACAAAAUAAAGGUUUGAUGAAUGUUCCAACUAUGUUUUAACUUCAAUACAAUACAUGAUAGUGUUGGGAAAGCAUUAAGAACAGCUAACCAAGCUCACGUGACUGCCAACUCUCAUGCACUCUCAUCCUCGUGUGAUCCGAGCUUUGCGCACUGUAGCUGCAUGCCCAUGGUUUUAAACUUAAGGAAAGCUGCCUGUCAACGAUAAGUUUGGGCUAAUAGUGGAACAUCCUUCAAGUUUUCAAGCAAAUCAUCAACCUAACAAAUUUCCUACGAGCUGUGUUUGCGUGCUCGACUAUAUUCUCUAUCCUUGCAUAUAUACAACAGUUCAUGAUGAUAAUAUUACCAUGCUGAAAAAGAUGGUUAGGAUGUUAUAAGGGUUAACUAAUUGCUUUACCAAAUAUAUGAUUAUUUAUAUCAAUUCAAAACUUGAACGAACGUAUUUCGUCAUAAUUCUUAGAUCGUAAACACCGAUGGUCGGAAUUCAACAAAGCUCUUCACACAAAACCCAUGCCAGCCAAUCCAAUUUCGAAAGCGAAAGAAGAGAAGAAUCGAGUUCACAUUGCUCAGGUAUUUUUUUUCCUUUUUCGUAAUUCUUAAUUUAUCAUCCCGGUCAGACAUUUCGAUUUUCUGUUUAUUAUCUUUUGCCAACACCUCGCUCUCUCUUCAUUUUCUAUUACUUUUUUUGCCAUUGUUUAUUUCACCGUUUCCACAAAAAAUUAAUUCACAUUUCUUUACACCCAACCCACCAAUACUUUUGAUAACUCACGUUACCUAGUUCAUGGAAUCAUAGAAAAAAACAAUAGUAACGAAAUUUUACAAUUUCCUACAUAAGUGACUAAAGGCCUGGGCAAAGUAGGAAACAUUGUUGUGGAAACAUUGUUGUGGAAACAUUGUUUCCUGCCAAUGUUUCGCCAUAUAUGUUUCCCAGAGUGGGCAAACACUAGGAAACAUUAGUGAGAAACAUAGGGAAACAUCAAAUGUUUCUGAAUUUGCUAGGAAACAUUUUUGCUUCUCGGGAAGCAAAUUUUGUUUCCGCAACAAUGUUUCCACGGGUGGGCAAACAUUGGACAAUCACAAAUGUUUCCACAACAAUGUUUCCUAGUUUGCCCAGGGCUUUAUUCAACUUUGUGAAUUGGACAUAUCCCUAUUUUGUCUAUUUAUCAAUUAUCAUAUUAAAUCUGACAUUUUUUGUAUCUCUUCAGUUAAGGGAGGAAAAUGUAAACAUCCUGCCUGGAUACCAGCAAGAGAUCCCAGAUACACCUCGCUAUGUCAUUCUACAUUGCUCUGCAGUGAAAAUAGUGUGGGAUUGGUUCAUUUUAAUAUUCAUUCUGUAUACGGCCACAUCCGUACCAUUCAUAGUAUGCUUCAAGUUCGAUUCCCUCCCAAUGACCAUCGCCGACACAGGGGUAGACGUCAUGUUUCUCAUCGAUAUUCUUCUUAAUUUCCAUACUUCAUACGUCGGCGAUGAUGGCUCGAUAGUUUUCGAUCUGCAGAAGAUAAGACGAACUUAUUUCCGAAGUUGGUUCUUCGUGGAUAUGAUCACCUCCUUGCCGUAUGGUUUGAUUGGUUUGCUCAUGGGUCGUGGACUAGGAAAGGUAAGUGAUGUUUUCGGAGCAUAUAUUAUGUAUCUCGAACGUUGGGAUCAAGUGUAGGUAGUAUUCUACAAUAAUUUGUCGUGGUUUGUGUCUGAACUACCUGAAAAAGAUCUCUCAAACGUGGUGGUCCAAUGUAGGUAGUAUUCUACAAUAAGCUGCCAUGGUUUGUGUAUGAACUACCUGAAAAAGAUAUCUCAAACGUCGUAGUCCAGUGUAGGUAGUAUUCUACAAUAAGCUGCCAUGGUUUGUGUCUGAACUACCUGAAAAAGAUAACCUGUUCUCCAUAGAGGUUCAUUAAGGACGAUCCCUUAACGGUGCAGUGUUACUGUAUUAGGUAACCGUAGAACCCGGAACUAGGUAAAGUCAAACUGGAAUCAUGUGACUGAGGUAAAAUUAUAAUCAGACAAGUGCAUGACAUGUUCUUACCACAAUAACACCAACCCUUAUUUCUUACCGACAUACAUUUCAUCUCUUCCAGGGCAUCACAGACUUGAUAGGAUUUCUCAAAGCGAUACGUUUACUGCGUCUCAAUCGCGUGGUGCGUGCUUUAGAUCAAUACUUGGAGUAUGGUUUUAUCACUUUGAUUCUCUGGAUAUUAUUCUUCUGUCUUUGUGCCCAUUGGAUGGCUUGCAUUUUCUUUGCCAUAGCAGAACAUUACGAUAACUUCGCCGAGAUUGGCUGGGUGCGCGCAAUGUCGGAUCAGACAAUGCAGCCGCUGAUUAUUGUCAAUGGUACAGUACUUCAGACUCCAACACUUGCUUCGCUCUACAUGUCUUCGCUAUAUUUUUCACUCACAAGUCUUACGUCCAUUGGUUUCGGAAAUAUCGCCCCAAAUACAACAGCUGAGAAAAUUUUCUCAUGUGUGACCAUGAUUUUUGGAGGUAGGUUUUUGAACUGUUCUUCCUAGAGGUUCAGCCAGGGUUACCCAUUAUUUAUCAGCAAAUCAGAGUAACAAUAAAUGAAACAACUGCAUAUUGCAGGGAAUGAAAACCCUCGUUGAAGAUUGUGAAAGGCAGUCUUACUAGACUGCCUACCUCCGCCAGAGAGUUGAGUUAUGUCUAAUGCAUAAAUUAUGCAAUGGGCUAAUGGAAAAGCCCUGCAUGGGCAAACUAGGAAACAUUCUUGUGGAAAUAUUUGUGAUUCUCGAUGUUUCCUCAAAUGUUUCCCUGUUUGCCCACCCGUGGAAACAUUGUUGCGGUAACAAAAUUUGCUUCCCGAGAAGCAAAAAUGUUUCCUAGCGAAUUCAGAAACGUUAGAUGUUUCCCUAUGUUUCUCACUAAUGUUUCCUAGUGUUUGCCCACUCAGGGAAACAUGGCGAAACAUUGAUAGAAAACAAUGUUUCCUAUUUUGCCCAGGGCUUUAUACUCUGCUUGGAAAAGUAAGACAAACUUUUGCUAAUUUCUCAUCCAAUUUUCAAAUAAAAUUGUCGUUGGGAAAUCUCCAUUAAUGCCACAAAUUUUCGUUUUAAGAGGCAAUUUUUUUCAAUGUCACGAAUUUGCAAUGAAAAGUGUUCAAAACCUAAAAUCUUUUUGGCGUUCCUCUCAAAAUUACUUUGUUUUAGUUUUAUUCUCUAGUUUAUAGAGUUAGCUACCUUUUUAAAUGCAUCUGCCGGUUGAGAAACAUAAAAUAAUAGUUAAAAAUUGUCAAUUAAAAUACAAUUAUCAAAGAUGCUUUUUAAUAUUGACGCCAUAUUUACAGCCAUAUAUUAAGCAAAACUACUGAACUUCAGACGUCAUUUUCUCUUUGGCGUGUCAUCUAAAAUCUUUUCAUUUUAGCAUUAUUUUACAAAUAAAGCACUAAACAUACUUUUUAAGUUUGUUUGCCGAUUGAGAAACGUAUCGAAAAAUAAAAAUUUUGAAUUUAGUCAUAACCUCAAGUGAUAUAUUAUACGCAUUAGUUUUGAGCGCGUGUUACGUAACAUACAAAAAAAUCUCCUCUUAAUACGUUUGACAUUUUUCGAGUUAUCGUGCUGAGUGACAAACACAAAGACGCGGAUGAAAGCAUGACAUCCUGGCGGAGGUAGCAGUUGCAUAUUGCAGGAAUGCAAACCCUUGUUGAAGAUUAUGAAAGGCACUAUUAUUUAAAGGCACAGUUCAGCCUUUUGAAUGAUGGUUUCUAAGGCACAAACUAGGAAAAUCGAUUGAGCAUAAUUCAAGAUCAGCAAACUUAAUGUUUUUAAACAUUUUAAAACAUCUUUAUUGUUAAAAACAUUGAGUUUACUUAUCUUGAAUUAUGUAUAAUUGAUUUUCCUAGUUAGUUUUUUCAAUUAAAAGGGUUGAAAUGUGCCUUACAAACCAUCAUUCAAAAGGCUGAACUGUGCCUUUAAGCGGUUACAGAACACCUUUGAGUGUUAAUUUUGCCUAAAAUUUUUUUAUUGGUUUCCAUGAAAGCAUUAGACUAGUUCUACUAUCUGACCAAGUUUGGACGAAAAAUGUUAAAACUCGCAGAGUUAUUUAAUAAAAUACAUUUCGCUGCAAUAAGAAAAACAUUGAAAAUGUAAUAUUCAAAUUCAAUUUUCUCUCGAAGAAUUUUACGGUAAUUACUGAUUUUCAAACGAGUUGUUCUCCUGCGGGUUUCAGCCAAUUUUUCUCAAAUUUUCACAGGACAUAGCUAAAGACGUCCGUUUCAAAAUGGUGUUCGGCUUUGUUCUAAUUUUAGAUAUUUUAAUAAUAAAGAGCAAUUCACUCAAACAAUUCAGAAAUAUAUUGCAGUCGUCAAAGAAAUCGCCAUAUUAGCGGAAUGACGAAAUAAACAAAAAUUUCCGAACACAAUUUUUUAGAACAACUAUUUUACUGUUUAAAAAUUAUAUUUUCAUAAAUAUAACUAAAACCAGCACGAGCACAACUCAAAAGCGUAACGGUACCGCGAUUUAAGAUUUUCCUAAAUAAUUCUUACAUUAUUUUAUUGUUUGUUAAUUUUAUAACUUUACCAUAUUUUGCAUUCACUGGCGAUCAUUUGGUGAAAAUUUUAUGAAAAUCAGACUGAUUUUGAGCGCGCAGUAGCGAUUUUCCGCAAAACGCCAAAAAGGGUGUCCUGUAACCUUAACAGCUCUUCUUCGAUACGGUAUAAACAAACCUAGCCGUUUUUUCUGUGCAGGUUUAUGCUAUGCAGUGAUUUUCGGACAAGUGACAGCAAUUGUGCAACAGUCGCAGAAGAAAUCUGAAGGUUAUCAUGAAACCUUGGACAACAUGCGUUCAUUUUGUAAACUUUACAAUGUGCCCAAAGAAAUUGCCACGAGAAUUAUUGAUUAUUACAUGUACACAUGGGUGUUGAAUAGAGGAGUGGACACUAACCAAGUGAGUGCAAUCAUUUACAUGUUACUUCAACUAACAUUCAUACUAGACAGUUCUAUCAUUUCUAAGCUAUUCUCCAUAAAGGGCCGGGCUAGGUCGUUCCUUAUGAAGAAAGCGGAGUACCGGGACAUAAUACCUGAAAAAUACAAGGAGACCUUAUGCAUAAUGACGUCACAAGGCUUGAUGCCCGCGAGGAUUGCUGGUCUUAGUAGUCAUCACCCGGGAAAAUGUUGAUAGUAGACUGUUUAAUUUUCCGGGCAAUGACUACUAAGACCAGCAUUCCUCGUGGGCAUCAAAGCCUUGUGACGUCAUUAUGCAUAAGGUCUAUUGCAAGUACACUUCUCUCAUACGACUGAAGUGAAAUUAUAAACAGACAACAACAACAUAAUGCAGAAUUCGAAUCUCAGUCGCAGAGGUUACUGGCGCCUGUAACACUCCAUACAUUUUCAGGUCAUUAAUGUAUUUCUCAAAUGUAAUUUUUCCAAUAGGUCUUACUGAAUUGUCCUAAAGAUCUACAAUCAGACAUCUGUAUUCACCUCAACCGGAAAAUAAUUGAUAGUACUCCAGCUUUUGGCGAGCUGUCAAACGCCGUGCUCAGAGCUGUAGCGAGGAACUUCGCUAUACAUCGAGUGGCACCUGGGGAGAGAGUGGUACAUGAGGGGGAAAGUUUGGAGACGGUGUAUUUCAUUGGCAGUGGUUCCUUUGAAGUCACACAGAAAGGAAGAGUUGUGGGAUUGUUGGGUAAGAUAACUAAGCUUACUUUAUUUAAGCUGCAUAGCUCGAGCUCUGCCAGUUCUAAACAGUUCUUCCUACAGAUCCAGUAUUACUCUGUUAGAAAAUAUAUAAGGAGAAUUUCGACGUUUCGAGCCUUUCGUCCAGUUGGCAGUUAAUACUAGGCUAGUCUUGAAGUUUUGAAGGAUUUGUAAGAAAUGUUUGAAGGAACUGACUCAGUGUUAAACACAUCAGUUCCCUCUAACAUUUCUUACAAAUUCUUCAAAACUUAGAAUUUACCGAUGCAUGCAAAAUUCCUACUGUGAUCACAGAAACUUUGAUAGUGUAAACCAACCUUUACUUCUAAACUGUUCUUCCCUGCAACAAAAGAAAGGCACUUUUAUUGGUUUAGUUUUAAUACAAGAAGAAAUUGGAUUACCAUAGAAAACUUCCAUUAUUUGGCAGAGUUAAACUGUAAGUUAUUUUUUCAUAUGAUCAGAGACUACUAAGGUGAGAUUAUAAUCAGACAACACCUUACUGUAAGAAUCAGAUCCGUUUCGCAGAAUUGGUAGAGUAUGCCCAAGUAUGUGCCACUAACAUCCAUUCUACCGGAACAUCGCAGCAUGUAACCUCUGCUGCUAAGAUGUUCCGGUAGAAUCACAAUCAAACUUCAACCUUAAUUUUCAACUAAUCUUCAUAUUUUGAUUUUUAGGCGAAGGUGACGUAUUUGGUGAUGACGUUUGUCGCUUCAGUGAUGUUGGAAGAUCAGUGGCUGAUGUGUUUGCACUCACGUAUGCCAAUGUUCAUGCUAUUGGUCGAGAUGAGUUAUUGAAUGCUCUCGCAUUUUACCCAGAGUAUGGAUAUCAGUUUGCCAAAGCUUUCAGGCUCUCGUACAGUUUAAGAGACGAGGUUAGUCUAUUUCUUCAUUUAAAGCCACAACUGAUUUUCAUUAUACCUGCCUGCCCUACCUACUUACUUACCUACCUACCUGUAAUAACAACUAUCUCUUAAUGCUUAUUUAGGUAACAAUGAGAAAACUUUCGUCCCACCCACGUGCAAAAUCUCAUAUACCGAAGGGAAUAAUCGACGGGCGCAGAUACAGCAUUGUUGAAGAGAUGCAACAUGCCUAUGACACGGACUCAAACAGCGGGGACCUGGGCACUCCCAACAGUCAAAAUAUGACCGACACAGACCCACCGAGCAAACAUUUUGUCAAAGCCGCAAAACCUCGUCUUAGCCAUGGUAAUGUCAUGGAAGGUAUCCCGGAAGAUGCCGAGCUUGACCCGAGCGGUGACGAUGAGGAUUUCAAACGCUGGAGUGAGUACCAUAACGGGCGAGAUGUUUCUGAAGGACUUCUCAACGAAAUCAGCGGAAUGAAGUCGGAAGUCAGACGCGAAAUCGAGGUUAUGGGCGGGAAGAUGAAUCAAUUGGAGCAAAAUAUCUCGACUAUAUUAACUCUACUCCGAGACCAAGGUCUCAAGUCUCCAGGGUCAGCAUUUAUUUCCACUCUCAAGUCACCCGAGCCAGCGAGAGCUCAUAGCAAUACUGCUGGUAUUAUAUCACGUGUGAAAUCUGAGCUGCCUGAAGAGAUUCUGCCCGACUGGGUCGAGAUGGAAAACUUUGGAAUGGCGGGAGUUACAAGGGAUGAUGGGACGCCGAAACAGGAGGAAGCCGAGGAGGGGAAUGAGGAGGAAGAAGUGAAGUCGAAGAAAAUUGGCGGGAGAAUCACGAAGAAACGAAAACUUGAAGCGAAACGAAAGAAGAAAAAAGCUGAAAAAUCGAAAUAUGACUCAGAGGACGAACACGAAGCACCUCAUGAUGACGACCUCCUUGAUGCGCCACCACCAGAAUUUACGGAAAUACCUGCAGAACCUGAGACUCCCGAGGUUUCUCAGCCUGCAGAAGAGAAUCCCGUGGAAGAGGAAAAGCCCAAACGAAAGAAGAAAAAAGGCGACAAGUCUUCCAAACAUAAAAAUGACGACGUAGUUCCCAGUUCAUCACGAGAAGGCUCGGCCAAGGUGGCUCUGGAGAUGAGUGAAAUUUUCCGCCAAGACGAGACCCAAGACAACGAACCCGAAGACGACUUGUUGAAACCUGCAGAUGAAGACGAGCCGGGCAGACUGUCAUCUUCAAGUCAACCUGAAGACAGCAAGAAAAAACGUAAAAAGAAAAGGAGUAAGAAGUCAUCCAGUGUAUCACGGGAACCUUCUGCCAAGCCAGAGACUCGAAACGAAGAUGCACAGCCUGACGAGGACUCUGGAAAACCGGAUUCACCAAGACCUGGAAGCCCUGCAAGAAAUACUGAGGAAAACGAACCACAGAGCCAGCCUGCACAACCUGACGAGCCGGAGCGCCCUGAAAAUGACAGGUCGGAUUCACCAGUUGCUUCAAGAGCAAAUACAGCGCGAACAUCAAGCGCUCGAAGUCCCCAUGGGCAAGAUAACUCACCUAAAGAAAAUACUCCCUCGGAAGAAAAUAAUCCCCCAGCAGAAAAUAAUCCCCCAGCAGAAAAUAAUCCCCCAACCGGAGAAAGACCACCAAGUGGAGGCAAUACUCCGAAAAUACAAAGCCCCGAGCCUGAGAAUAAGCCACCGAGUCGCGAAGCAAGCCCAGGAAGAGGCGGUGAUGUCGCGCUCACUAUAGAGAACUCGGACGAAGAUGAUUUUCAGGUUAAGAAAAAAGAGAAACCUGACAAUGUUGAGUAAAACAAUUUAUAUGUGACUGUGAACACUCUUUUCUACGGUUUUUAUCCAGGACUUCGACCUUCAUCCUAACUUCAGUUUUAUGAAUGUUUCUUAUAAUUCGUAGAGUGGUUUAUAACAACGAGUUUGACAAAAAAAGUUUUCUGUUAUAAAGGAGAACACGUUCUUAGUAAUUCACGUAACCAAUAGCAUGACCAAUCACGCUACAGUUAGGUCCAGCCAAUCACGAUCGAGAAAUGACCAGUUCAUCCAGGGUUCCCGCCGUGCCCCACCAGAGAGAGGCGAGGACGAGUCCUACACAACUUUUUCCAGUUCAGUGACAUACGAGACGCAUCUAUCAUCGGAAAAAUGUCACCUUUGCCAAAAAUAAUCCAAGUGGGACAAUUACGGAAUGACUGAGCGACUCAUUUGGAAAACUUUCCAACUAGACCAUAAUGAUUGCACAGUUGUCAGCGAGGGUUUCCCAAGAGGGUUGGGGCGGGGGGUCUGUGUUCUCGUGUUCCCUUGGAAUUUUUUCCUUUAUUCCCUUGUUUUUCAGAAAUAUUUCACUAUGUUGACUAUGGUUUCCCAAGCUUACAUUUUCCCUUCUUCCCUAGCUUUGUUCGAUCUCUUCUUCCCUAGAAACCAGUUGCCCUAAAAAUCUCUGGGAGACCCUCCGCAGUCAUGUAACUUAAAAUUGAAGUCCAAAAGAAAGUGUAAAUUAAUUCUUAAUUGCCCGCAAGCACAAAAGUUACAUCGGCAAUGACGAGUAGUUUUAAUACUAAUAUUUUCAUACACCCUUUUCAUAAAUGGCUGCGAUUAAAAAUUCUUUUAUGUGCAUAUAAAUUGGCCCAACUAGCCUCGUUUCUGAGUAGAAAUUCCUUUGAAAUCUCAACAUGAGUACGAGGCUAGUUGGGCCAAUUUAUAUGCACAUAAAAUAAUUUUUGAUCGACAGCCAUUUAUGAAAAGGGUGUAUAGGAAACAAUUUUUUAUCGUAACUUUUUAUUCUGUUUACUUUGAUUAAUUGCACUUGUCAAUUAAGUGAACCAAUGUGAUCACAGCCUCGCACUACAGCCUUGGGCGUCAUGAUUUUUUAGUUUGUAAAAUUGCGCCAGUAGAAUAUGUAUAUGAACAGCAUAUUGCACAACAUACUGUACAAAAGCGUUAUCUCCAACAUAUAUAUUGCACUCAGUUGUAUUUUUUAUAGUGAUAAUAAAUAUAUAUAUACGUUAACUGAACUAAAAUAACUUUAUUGAUAGUGGAUACUGGAUAGUAACUAAGGUUUUUCUCUCAGUUUUAGAUUGUUAUUUACAGAUGAAAGGCCGUUUUAACUCAGUUUAUUAAGGUCCAUUUCCCCUCAAGAAAAAUUUCCGCGGACAGAAAAUUUUCCGAAAAUGUAGUUAAUCGUGUUUUUAAAUUUGAUAUGACAUAAAAAUAUAGUAAAGAUACAUUUUUAGAUUUUUAUAAGUUAGAUAAAAACACACUGCUAACUUUUUUAGUCGCAAUUCAAUUGAUCGGUAAAUUGGAAUAUCUGUUUUUAUAUCAAAUGGUAAAUUAGAAAUAAAAUUUUUAAAAAGAAAAGUGCCUCAUCAGUCCAUACUUCCCGACUCUGCUAGCCCGUAUCGGUCAAGUCCGUCUCGUGCUAGCCGCUAGAACGCCGUGUGUUAACGUUUAAGCUAGAUUUCGGCUAAACUCAACGCUAUCGUCAGAGGCGGUGAAAGGUGGCUUACCAACCGGUAUCGAACGAACUACGGGGGAGAGUGCCGGCGGCCCUCAGAGUUAUGCCUGACACCCUUUUCGCAAGAUCCUAUGAUCGGUAACUACCACACACAAUAGUAACAUUUCGGUAUAUAAGUACGUUACAGUUGCUUGGUGUGGUGCGUGUGGGACGCUUUAGGUCGAUGUUUACCAAACCAUUGAAACAAACGCAUGCGCGAUAACUUGACACUCGGGUAAACGUAGCGCAUGCGUGGGCAUCAUCCAAUCAGGAAGCAGGAAAAUUUCGCACUGGUCCCGCGAGUUCGAGACACGUGCGAGACGGCUCAAAAAUUUAAAAAAAUUAUUUGCCUCCUAAGAAAUCACUUUGCAAUUCUUAAGCAUAAAAUAUUUUAGGCCCCUGGGAAUUGAAAUCGAAUUGCUAAUAGAUCAUAUUACUGUUGUUGUGAUUAAAUAAAUGCUUAAAUUUUGCUUUAUGCACUCGCGUGUUCAGUAAUUUUGACAGUUGUGCUAUUUUAAAUUCCCAGGCGCCUAAAAUCUUUUAUCUUUAAAACAAUAUCGAUUUCUUGGGAAAUUCCGAGGUUUUUUUUAUACAACUUGUACAUGCACCUUCUCAAUAUUUUACGCAUCAUUACGUUCAGCUGUUUGGAAGGGCAUUCAAAUUUUAACAAUAGUGAUUUCAAUAGUUUUCUUUUUUUUGGGACACCCUGUAUUUCAGCCUGUUUUAGGCCCGUUUCAUACGCCGUACUUCACAUGUGCCGAAUACAUUAAAAACAAUAGGUACUGUAGGUACAACAACAGCUCAUUACCUAUUGUCUCAUUACCACAUGUGAAGUACGGCGUAUGAAACGGGCCUUAUACGUCGAAUUUCGGUCGCGUCGAAUGCAAUUCAAACAAUAGAUAAUGAAGCUCAAUGAGGUUUAUCAUCUCAUUGUACUGUAUUCGACGCGACCAAAAUUCGACGUAUAAAACAGGCCUAAAGUGACAAUACUUAACUAUUAUUUUGUGUUUCCCAAUCGCCAGAUACAUUUAAAAAGGUUGCUAACGGUGUAAACUACAAAAUGAAGCUAAAACAAAGUAAUUUUGAGAUGAACGCCCAAACAAUUUUAGACUUACACGAAAAUACAAUGAGCUCAAUCACUACAAUUAACUUGUGACCAUGGAAUGUCCAAAGAAUUUCAAAUCAACAACCAUUCCCGGGCCUAUUGUAAUAAUGUUCUCCAAGGGAUUACAACCAAUCAAUAAUUUUGCCUUCAGCCAAUCAGCGAGCUCAUUUGCUUAGCUCAGCCAAUCAAGACGAGCGUGUGUUUGUGUAACUGGGCGUAAUAUCUUUUACGUGCGAGGCAAGUUUAAAAUUUCGCUUCGUGGCAGCAAGCUUACAUUUGCACAAGUACUCGAAGAGAGAAGUUUGUCUCGAAAGAUCGCUGUUUAAUCAAGCUAAAUUUAAGGUAAGAAUCUUUAGUCUUUUACUGUGAAUUUGCUUUAGCCUUCGUCAAUCGAAGGGCGACUUAUAUAUGUUUUUGAAACGCGACUAAAUUCAUGAACCGUUCGCUAAUAGAAUUCGUUCAAAUAUUUUUUUCGAUCCUGCAUGAGUAGUCGCCACGUGUAUUGUACGGCCUUUCAAACUUUUGGCUAUUUCUUAACAUUUUCGAUGAGAUCUUGUAGCAUUAAACUUCAGAAUCCUUGUCUUUUGUCUUGCAAUAACUUAUAUUUCUUUUCUUCCAAUUUUAGGCCAGAAAGUUCGGCGAGAAAUUCGCUCAAGCCAUUGACUGGCCACGAAGUCAUGCGGAGAUAUAUAACCAGGUACAUAUAUGUCAUAUUUCUCUAUAAAUAUUUGUCGCAAACUAGAAUUAACGCUUACUUUUAAGAAUUGUUAAGUAUCCCGGUAGAUUUAUAGUCCCCUUAAUAGUCUAAAUUUUGGUCAACUUUUACUCAAGAUAAUACCUAAAAUGAAAGCUGUAUGGUUUACUCAAACGAUUUGGUUGUACUUCAUCUGUACUGUACAGUUUGUCCACAAUUUUGUACGAUAUUUUCGAGACUUCUUAGUUAAAAAUUCUGAAAUUAAUUUGCUAUUUCUUUGAGCUUAUGUUGCAAUUAGACUCGGAGUUUUGUUCUAUCUUAUUAAUAACAACUCUGAAACGAAUUUUGUUUAAUUCUACUAAAUAUUAAUACUGAAUUUUGCUGUAAAAUGCUUUCAUACGAGUAUAGACGCGUUCAAUUAUUGAUGUUUUUUUUUUAUUUUCCUUCCAGGUGCAAAGUGUAAUGAAGUGA